Diabrotica virgifera virgifera (western corn rootworm) is the source of this 1053-nucleotide messenger RNA. Its product is annotated as location of vulva defective 1-like. The coding region runs from base 1 to 1053 and encodes 350 amino acids. The transcript is spliced from 3 exons. The record is from RefSeq and is a predicted model, not a curated record. Lineage: Eukaryota; Metazoa; Arthropoda; Insecta; Coleoptera; Chrysomelidae.
AUGACUUCGAAUAACACCAUGAACACUACACAAACUAUAUCUCACAUCUCAUAUUCCAGUGUUGUUAACACGUUUAAACAACCAACAAAAGACGAAGCCAUAGUUCUUUCUAGUAUUGAAGGAACCAAAGUUCAAGAGUACAUCAUAGCCGUCGGUUCAAUAGUUGGACCACGUAACGUAUCUUUCGCUUCCAGAAUAGCCAAUAAUAGAAUAUGUAUAUAUCUCUCUUCUAAAAAUAUGGUUGAUUCAUUGCUGCAUUCCCACAAAUACGUCAAUAUAAAAGAAACUCAAGUAGAAAUAAGAAGACUUAUCACUCCAGCUCAAAGACUGAUAAUAUCAAACGCUGGUCCUUCUGUUCCAACCACGUUAAUUGAACAAGAACUACGUAAAAUGAGUAUAAGCGCCGUCUCUAAAAUGACUUUUCUUAGGGAAACAGAAUGUCCUGACUAUGCUAAUACAAUCACUUCUAAUGCAACCACUUCUAAUACAACCAAUCUUGACUCAACCAAUUCUAAUCCACCCACUUCUAAUACAACAAAUCCUGACCCAACCAAUUCUAAUCCAACCACUUCUAAAGCUCUUCCAGAAACCUCCCAAAACACACAAUAUAUAACAAAUCUACCUUAUAACCAAACAGAACAAAAACCUUCUGACAAAGCCUUAAUAUCCACCUCUAACGAUCACCCAGCAUCUUCCCAAAAUAUAUUAGAUCAGAUCCCAGACGUACAGGUCUCUAAUAACCAAUUAGAAUCUACCAUAGAAACUGACGACAUGUCAAGACCUACAAAUAAUACAAAUGAAACAAACACUUUAAAAAUAACAACAUCAUCAACUUCCAACAAGAUCAGCAAUCUUACUCCAUUAGAAAUAACACAACCUAAAAUUAUUCCAAACGUCACAAAACAUCCAAAAAGGCUCAUCUUAUCGUCUCCAGAAAUCAACGAAAAUACCACACAGACCGAUUCUCAUAUCUUCACUUCUCCAAGUAUCGCGCCAAAGUUAGGCCACACACAGUACAAUAAUGUGUGUAACGGUUGCGUUCGGUCACAAUGA